This is a messenger RNA of Strongylus vulgaris, 354 nucleotides long. The record is from the annotation of a GenBank genome assembly. Lineage: Eukaryota; Metazoa; Nematoda; Chromadorea; Rhabditida; Strongylidae.
AAAAAUCGAUGGAUCGCUAACGGUAAAACUUUAGUCGUUGGCUACGAUGUUGCUCAUCCUGGAAAACCAACGCGAGAUGAAGUUAUGAACCGCAUGCCACCGCAGAAGCCGAGUAUUGUUGGAUUUUCUUUCAACGGAGCAGCUCAUCCAGAGUCGUUCAUUGGCGACUAUCACUUUCAAACUCCACGUCAAGAGAGGGUAGAUAAUGUCGUUUUAAAUGCUAGAUUCAAAUGGAUGCUGGAAUUGUUUAUGAAGAAUCGCAAAAUGUUGCCCGAAGGAAUUGUGAUUACUCGUGAUGGGGUUUCAGAGGGGCAAUACAGAAUGGUAUCGCUAAUCCUCUCCCUGGAACAGUAA